GGAUUCGCCACUUUGGUUGCGUUUCCAUACUCGGGUACUCGAGACGAGCAGAGGAUCACGUCUCACUACACUUCCGCCGCGGGGGUGGUGUCUGAACGUGGGACGAAAAGAAGAGCGGGAGUGGGUCGUGACAGCUAUCGACCGGCGACCUGAUGACGACUCGAAUCGCUCCAGGCGUCGGAGCGAACCUUCUCGGCCAGCACUCCGCCGAGAGAAACCAGGACGCCACCGCCUAUGUCGGAAAUCUCGACGCCCAGGUCACAGAAGAGUUACUCUGGGAGCUAUUUGUUCAAGCAGGACCAGUUGUCAAUGUCUAUGUACCAAAGGAUCGAGUUACGAACCUUCACCAAGGAUAUGGAUUUGUGGAGUUCCGUCAUGAAGAAGAUGCUGAUUAUGCCAUAAAGAUUUUAAACAUGAUCAAACUUUAUGGGAAGCCAAUUCGUGUUAAUAAGGCUUCUCAAGACAAGAAGAGUUUGGAUGUUGGGGCAAAUCUUUUUGUAGGAAACCUUGAUCCGGAUGUGGAUGAAAAGCUUCUCUAUGAUACUUUUAGUGCAUUUGGAGUUAUCGUCACAAAUCCAAAGAUAAUGAGAGAUCCAGAGACUGGUAAUUCACGUGGUUUUGGUUUCAUAAGCUAUGAUUCCUUUGAAUCAUCAGAUGCUGCUAUCGAGGCAAUGAAUGGUCAGUAUCUAUGCAAUCGACAAAUCAGUGUGUCAUAUGCAUAUAAGAAGGACACUAAAGGAGAGCGCCAUGGCACCCCUGCAGAAAGAGUACUGGCUGCAAGCAACCCUGCUGCUCAAAGGAACAGACCGCAUACUCUGUUCGCAAGUGGCCCUCCCACACUUCCAAACAGUGCCCAAGCCAAUGGUACCAUCAACACUGGAAUGCCACCUCGGCCAUUUGUUAAUGGUUCAGUCCUGCCUGGGCAAAUGCCAGCCAUUCGUCCGCCUCCUCCACCACCACCACAAGGUGCAGGUUUCCCACCACCAAUGCAUUCACUUGGUGCACCAGCUUGGCCAGGUCAGGUUCCACAGCAAGGCCAAACAAUGCCACCGCCAGGAAUGAUGGCACCCCCGCACCAAUUCAGGCCCCCUCUAAGACCUCCGCCUCCUAAUAUGCCACCACCUCCGCAUGGGAUGAUGCCUGGACAACAGCACCUGCUAGGAGUUGUGCCACCUCCUGUGUGGCGGCCUGUGCCACCACCACAAGUUCCUGGUAGGCCAUUGCCUCCACCUCAGAUGUCUAUGCCACCACCACCUCCACCACAUAUGCCGCCACCACCGCCUCCACCAACUGCAGCAUCGGCUACUCCUACUUGACAAUGACAACGCAUUCACGAUUCCUCUGCUAAAUAUACGUACGUCCAGUUCGUGUUUUAAGAGUUCCAGUUGUGCUUCAUCCAGGCGGGUGCGGUUUAGUUUUUGUUAUGUUAUUCUACAGAAAAAAUUUACUGUGAGCACUUUUAGUUCGAGGACACUGGAACAUUGCAGGGCUUUGCAAUUACCGAUGGUCCCUCUAGGUCGGCUAAUUUUAGUUAAUAGCUUGUGUACGUCGUCUUGAAACUGUUGAGAUAACUAGGAUGCGUUACUGAUAAUCUCCCUUAAAAAUCUUAAGGAUUUGCUCAUCCAGCAACUGGAGUGCAAUGCUUUUGCUUUUUGCGAGGCCAGUGUUGUUUCAUGCUUGAAUUAGUGUAAAAAUUAUUGUAAGCUUGGUUCAUGAUGGGGAGGAGGAUAUGUUGCAUCUUAUUAACUGAAAUAUUUCAAUGGCUGCUGGUACUUGAUUUGAGA
Molecule: messenger RNA, 1784 nt
Organism: Nymphaea colorata (pocket water lily)
Lineage: Eukaryota; Viridiplantae; Streptophyta; Magnoliopsida; Nymphaeales; Nymphaeaceae
Exons: 9
Coding region: 153-1316 (387 amino acids)
Biological process (GO): positive regulation of mRNA splicing, via spliceosome
Cellular component (GO): U12-type spliceosomal complex; nucleolus
Molecular function (GO): RNA binding
Source: RefSeq, a predicted model, not a curated record